AUGGUUGCAUCAAGGAAUGGGAGAUAUCUAUCAACUGAUUCUAAUAAGGUUCACGAACCCUUUAAAUCUGAUUCUGAUAAGGUCGAUGAACCUUUUAAAGUUGAGGAGGCUGAGACAGUGAAUGUACCUCCACCGCCAACUGAGAAGUUGCUUGUAUUAGGUGGAAAUGGAUUUGUUGGCUCUCAUAUCUGCAAAGAAGCUGUAGACCGUGGCUUACAUGUUGCUAGCCUCAGCAGGUCUGGCAGGCCAUCAAUAAAUGAUUCAUGGGUUAACAACGUGACUUGGCAUCAAGGAAACCUACUUUCAUCUGAUUCAUGGACGGAAGCUCUAAAUGGGGUUACCUCUGUUAUUUCUUGUGUGGGUGGUUUUGGCUCGCAAUCUUAUAUGUAUAAGAUUAAUGGAACUGCAAAUAUAAAUGCAAUUAGAGCUGCUUCAGAAACAGGUGUAAAAAGAUAUGUUUACAUCUCUGCUGCUGACUUUGGCUUGGCCAAUUACUUGCUGCAAGGAUAUUAUGAGGGAAAGAGGGCUGCUGAAACGGAGUUAUUGACCAAGUUUGCAUAUGGAGGAGUGAUUCUCAGGCCUGGGUUUAUUUAUGGAACUCGCAAUGUUGGAAGUGUGAAGUUACCUCUAGGUGUAAUUGGUUCUCCAUUGGAGAUGGAGCAUGGUUCUUCAACAUGCAAAACCACUCAAACAGAUUCCCCUUGUCGGGCCCUUGUUUACUCCCCUGUCAAAGUUACUGCUGUGGCAAAAGUUGCGGUAAGGGCAGCAACCGAUCCAGUUUUCCCUCCGGGCGUUGUGGAUGUUUACGGAAUAAUGCGUUAUAGCCAGCAAAGGGCAGCAUAG
This is a messenger RNA of Dovyalis caffra, 843 nucleotides long. NCBI's taxonomy places the organism in Eukaryota, Viridiplantae, Streptophyta, Magnoliopsida, Malpighiales, Salicaceae. The record is from the annotation of a GenBank genome assembly.